Messenger RNA from Symbiodinium sp. CCMP2592, 8715 nucleotides. Lineage: Eukaryota; Dinophyceae; Suessiales; Symbiodiniaceae. The record is from the annotation of a GenBank genome assembly.
AUGGAAGACGAGCCUGCGCCCUACAGCCCGCAGCUUCGGGCAGUGCUUCAGGAUCUGGACAGAGAGGUUCGACAGUUCGACCUCCGCUUAUUGGAAGCGGGCCUGACCGACGACGUCAGAGGCCUCUGUGACAGAUUAUACGACCUGGAGGCUGAGAGUGCAGCCCAGCGAGCGGAGAUAUCCCGCUUGCACGGCACCGCUUGGAGGACCAGGACCACCGCUUUGGAGGAAGCCACUCAGAAGCUUGCCAUCAAGGUCAGGUUGCUGACUCAGAUGCAGAGGAAGCUUUUGAACCCAGGAGUAAGCUUCGGCACCGCUGGCUUCACCAAGCACAUUGUGCCCCGGCACUUCGACUUUUCAGAUUUUGCCGCUGCGAUCCACCCCUCCUCAACCCAGCUUGUCAGCUACGUCGAGGGCACCCACUUGGCCCCUAGCAUUGUACCUGUUCAGCAGUCUACACCACAAAACUUCCCGGCGGCGAAGGCACUGCCGCACUUUCAGGACGCGUCGGCUUAUGCAGCAUAUCCUACGCUUCAGCAGACUCCUGUUCAGGCAUCAAUCUCUUUGGCUACUCCGAGACCGGUCCAGUCCUCACCGGCAGCUUUGCGAGUGCCCUCAGAACUGCACCCCCCGGCUUUGCGCGCUCCCUCAGCUGGCAUGAUGACGAGCAAGGACAAUCAUCAGGUAUGCGAUGAGCGGAACAAGGUUCUUUUCGACCAGCUUUGCAAAUCGCAUGGGGCCUACAGCUCGGUGCUCCAGCAGCUUGAAAGUAGCCGCGAGGGAGCCGUCAUUCGGUCCCGCUUGCUGAACAAGGUUAGCGACACCACAGCUGCCCGCUACCUUCGCUCUGUUCAGCUUUUCUUUUGUGCCUUUGAGGAGCUGGGUGGCAGCAUGAAGGCCAUCGAUCAGGGGCUGUUCCUCGAUGCUUUCUUUGCUUUGUCUCGAGGCGCUGAUUCAGGCCCCCUUUCAAACAGCAUCAACGUCCUCAAGGCGCUCCGGUGGUACAAGAAACUUCUGGCAAUCGCUUGUCUGCCCGACUUGUAUGGCACCGCUUUCAGCUUGCUCUCCAACCCGGCCGUGCAGGAGAAACGCGAGAGUAUACCUCUCCCCUUGUCGUUCGUCGCUUUUCUUGAACGCAUGCUCCUGUCUGACAAGGCAAGCUUGAUGGACAUCAUCUGGGCAGGCUCCUUCCUUGUGGCCAUUGGUGCUAGCCUCCGCUUUGCAGAUGCACAACAUGUUCGAUGGAGCACGCUCUGCGUUAGCAGCUUUACUUUGAGAGGAAUCUGCUACAGGACAAAGACCACUAAAGGGGGCUGCCCAUGGGGCCUCCUCAGCUUUGGAGCCUUCUCCUCCUCCGAGGACUGGGGCAUGACAUGGCUUCCCCACUGGCUUGGGGCAUUGGACACAGUAUGGUGCGAGGUUCGCUCCCGCUUUGGGCCCCAGCCGGAACCCGACUGUCUAUUUUUCCUUUGGAGCGAGACCGGCUUUGCACCUGCAUCCUACUCCCAAGCCCUGCAGAAGCUUCGCUACAUGCUUACACUCUCUGGCAUCGCACCGGCUCAGGCAGCACAAUACACGCUUCACAGCCUCAAGACAACCUUUCUGUCUUGGAUGAGUCAGCUGUCGAUCCCACUUUCCUCUCGCUUCCUGCAGGGGCACCACAAGGCGCCAGGGUCGGCUCAACUUUACUCGCGGGACGAUGUGUGGCCCGCUUUGCGUGCACAGUGGCUGCUUUGGCGUUCAAUCCAUGCCGGCUUUCGUCCAGCAAGACCACAGCACAGAGGCGGCCAGUCACCGCUUGUUGAGCCACUUGUGGACACUGCAGGUUUCCAGUGGGUGGAGUACUGCCCGGACCUCUCCUGCUUUUCAGUUGGCAACGAUUGUCAGUCCUUCUUAGCCUUAGAGCAGCAGGAUGGUGACCUCCGCGACGUCGACCACUUCGAGGACUCCGAUGCGGAAGAAUCAGGCCCGGCUCGUGCCGCUUCCAGCGCGACCCGUGAUCCGGAGGUCGACCCCACAUGGCAAGCUGAGUCCGGGACCCUUCUUGUUCAGUACGAUGCCACCCCGCUUGUGGAUAUGCGCUUUAAGCCCACUUUCUUGCCUCCUUGGGUCAUGGCGAAACUUUCCCCUGAGUACGCCUUUACACUCCUCAAGACCAUGACUGACGAGGAGAAAACCCGCUUUCUUAAGCAGCUGGAGAGCGAUCCACUUCUUCCAGCAUCCACGACGAGCUCAUCCUCGGUGGAGGCACCCGCUGUGCAACCUGUCACAGCACUUAUGGAAGACCCCAUAGGGGAAAACAUCGCCGCCGAGGAUUACAGCUUACCUUCAAUGGAGCCGGCUGCUUCACCGUCACCGCCGGCCAAAGCGGCACCCGCUUCUGUUACAGCGGAGCAGCCCGAGGCCACCCAGGACGACGGUGCACCCGCUUCCGGGACCCCUGCAGAUGGCGCCGGGGGCAGCGUCACCACUGGUGGCGGAGGCGAUGGUGUUGCCAACGCAAAACGUUGGCAACGGGAACCCGAGGUGAAGGAACCGCCGCCACGGCCGCCCUCUUCACCAAAGGCGAGUUCUUCAACCCCGGCUCCGUCUGGCCCUCCGCUUAAGGCCAAGAGUGUGGCAUCACCGCCGAAGCCCGCUUCGGCUUCAGGGGCACCGGCCGCACCGACUCCCAGCGCCUCUCCUGUGGCCAAGGAGAAAGCUCCACCGCCUCCGCUUGCAGAAACUGGGGCCACCGACGGCAAUGCGGGCACUGCUAGAGAGGCAACGCCCGCUUCUACAACGCCAAUGCCCGCUUCGGCCACGGCUACGGCUAUUCCGUCGGGCAACAGGGCCCCACUUCUGGCGAGCGAGGCCCCAGCGAGCCGCUUGGGGCACACCAUCUACGACAGUGAGGGGAACCCCACGCUUCAAUUAGUCCAGCUUUGCCGUAAGCAGUGCUCCCAAUGCUCGCUUGGACACUGCCAGGGCUAUGAGGAGUGGGGCCAGAACCAGUCCGGCUGGGAUGAUCAACCCGCUUGGGGAUCCUGGAACUGGAGUGGCCGCAACUGGCAGCAUCAAUGUCAAGCGAAGAUGUCUGACUUCACGCAACUAGUGGCCGAAUGCAAUGUGCCAGCAGCUGUCGCCUCUUUGCUUUCGGCAUUCGAUGUUGCUUUGUUUGCCCGGUCCUGCACCACUUCGGCAGAGCUUGAAGAGCUGGUGAACCACUUUGUGGCGGAAGCCUCAGUUACCGAUGCCGCUGAGCGCUUCAUCACCAAAGCCUCGCUUCGCUUGCUUCUUUGCAAAUGCCGAACGUCAGAGGGUAUGGCAUCUUUAGAAGCCGCUCCUACUCCCCUCACACCGCUUGGUGACGGGCCUUCAGCCUCCAACCCGGCCCCCCCGGCCACGCCUCCGCUUUCCAGCUCCUGGCAAGAGGCCUGGCCUGCGCGUCUGAGUGGAGAGCGAACCGCAGCGCUUAGGAAGAGGUUCGAGGAGGACUACCCCACUGAACUUCUUGACGCCGAGAGCUUCCCAAGCGCCCGCUUAUUGGCCCUCACCAAUAAGAUGCUUUCAGACAAGGAGGUGCGAUGGCGCCUACACGUGACAUACAUGAAGGCCCCGCUUCCUUUGGCCUCGAUCUGCUUCACGAAGUACGAUGCCGCCGCCAGCUUACGAGGUCCCACUACUAUGGAAGCCCAGGCCGCUGACCGCCGCUGUUGGGAAAUCAUCGCCGACUUAGUCAAUGUCCACCACUGGAAGUUGGACGAUGCGCUUCACGAAGUGGCCGAGGUGCGCUCUGACAUGCACAGCCUGCUUGCACCGAGGCCCUUUAUUCCCAAACCGAAGUUCGACCCGGACAACAGCUGGAAGGCCCGCUUCAAAGGCAACGGUGGAGGCGGCAAAGGCGGUGGCCGUGGAGGAAAAGGCCGUGACGGCAAAGGCGAGAAGGGUGAGCGCUUCGAGAGAGGGGGCAAAGGUGGCAAGGGCAAGGACAACAAGCAAGCCACCCCCACCGGCAAGUGGCUUUCCACCCUCUUCCUGGAUGGUAAACGCCAGACGCUUUGCAUGAGGUACCAGAGCGGGCAGUGCAAGGACCCGGAAACCCACUUCAGCGAGAUGCGGGACAUCGCUGAGGAGGUCACGACCGUCCCGCUUAGUGUGCCGGCACAACCGUCAGGCUCAGCAGGUGCCACUUCGGCAGUGCCCAAGGCACGUGCCCCAGUCUCCGAUGCAGCAUCGGCACUCAGUGAAGGCUCUCUCGACUUCGCUACUUGCUUGGAGCUUCUAGCGCAGUACUUUUCCAUUCCCUUCAAUUCUUCUUCUCACUGCCCUGACAAUGCCAUCGCAGCCUCUGAAGCAUAUUUCAAUUUGGGGGCUUUCGCUUUUGACAAUGGCGCCAGGUCGGGCAUCUUUCAGCGUACCGAGCAAUUUUCCGACGUCCUUCGAUUCUUGAACGCUUUUAUGCAGCUUCAGUUCCCUGAAGCCUCCUGGAGCUCCCUCUGCGUCAGCCACAACGUUCGCACCCGCUUACACACGGAUUCUGGCAACGCUGCAGGGUCUAUGAAUCACACAGUUUCACUUGGCAACUUCAGCGGUGGCGAGGUUUGGAUUUGCCCCGCUUUGAACCAAGCGGCCUCUCAGGUACCGGCCCCCGUGGACGCCUCAUCCGAGGCGCACAGUGCAUCCGAAGCUGUGGUACAGGCGAGGAGACCGGUGGGUAUUGACUGCCUAUACUUGCAAGAGCCUAGCACGCUUCGAUGCAACGUCACUGGCACACCUGAGGUCUUUGGGGGCUUCCCGCUCCCGCAGGCCACCCCAGACCACCCGCAGUCAAUAUCUCCCCCGCUCAAGGAUACUACAUGCGUGGAGCUCUUCCUGGACAUAUGCUGCGGGGCCGCUCACCCACUUACCACGGCGAUGUCUUCAUACGGAAUCACUUGUCUGCCCAUAGAUCUACUGGGCGAGGAGCAACUCGACCUUCUCAACGACGACACCUACGACCACUUGCUUCGGCUGUGCUUCGCUGGGAUUGUACGCUUAGCUCACGGUUCUCCGCCCUGCAAGGAGUACUCCCGCUUGAAGCUUCGUCCAGGUGGACCCCCAGCCAUUCGAUCACCGGAUCACAUGAAUGGUUUGCCAGGGUAUCAGUCCGACAGCUUGCACGACCUGCGGAAGGACUGGAACUUCUCAGUGACAGAAGGCCAACCCUACUGCUUGUCGGCACUGGAGCGCUUGAGUACUCUGCUGGGUGACAAGGAAGACCUGGCCCUAGUCCCCGUCAGCACCAAGCGCAUGUGGCUCCGAGUCACGGACCCCACUUCCUCCAAGCGGCCGCUCCGACCACCACCUACCAGUUCGGUGGAGUCGGCCGCUGACGCUUUCGGCAAGGGAAAUGAUUGCGGCGUGGGAGGAUGGCUCCUCAUCCCCAGUGGACGCCUGCUUUGGUUCGCCCACCGCUACACUGUCAAAGACUUUCUGGACUUAGGUCUGCCCAUGCAACCAGACGCCAACUUGGACAUCUCCAGCUACGAGACAUUGGCACAGUGCUUUGUGCUUUUGGCUUUUUGGAAAGCCCAUGGUUCCGGUCGCUUGGCUUUGACAUUACCAGCUUUGAGCGAUAACAGUGGUGCAGAGUCGGUGUGUAAUAAGCUUUACACCUCCAAAGUACCACUUAAUCUUUUUGUUCGCAAGCUUUCGAUGUGGAGCUCGAUUACUGGUGUCACUCUGGACUGCAGCCACAUAGCUGGCGAGAAGAACGACGACGCAGACCUGCUUUCUCGGUGGGAUGGCUCAGCGGAACUCCCUGCCAAGUUUCUGGCCGCGAACCGCAUCAAGCUCUCACUUUCUGAGUUCUGGCAGCUCCGCUUUCAAGAAAGGUGUCUUCGCAUCGGCAUGACACCGGAGUUGUAUGGGAAGCUCAAAGAAAAAGGCUACGACACCUUCGGAAAAAUUGCCUUUGCUGCUGCGAGCUCUCCUCAGGCCCUGACAGACGAGGCCAUCGAUGAGUGGUUGGCCACGGUCGUGGACCCGAGGCCCUCUGCGUUUCAAGUUUCUGUGAUCCGGCGACUCCUCUUUGAGAGCCAGUCACUCAACAUCGCGGACUUGAGGACCCGAGUUGAAGGCCAGCCGGAAAACACCAUCAAGAAACUUCCUACGGCCGAGCGGCUGGCCAGACAAGAAGCCCAGCAAGCUCGCUUGAAAGGUGUUGUCUUCACCGUAUCAAAUCAGCCAUCUCAUGCGAGCAUCGACCAGGUCACCGACAUGUUGGAAAACAAUUCUUUGCGCUACCUGCCCAUGAACAGGUGGACCUCUCGUUCCCAGGAGCUGAGCUUAGCCAAGAAGGAUUCAUCGAUCCAAAUUGACCCGGCUUUCUUUCGCCGAUCGCUAGCCCUAGACUUGGGCAACCUGUGCACCUUUGAGGUCAUGGAGGAGUGGGUUAACUCCAUCUUUGAGUUGACCCAGCGUCAGGUUCCCACGAGGUAUACCAAAAUCUCCUUGUCGCAGAUCGUAGCAGCCGAUAAGGAGCUCUUCAUCCGUGCAGCCAAUAACCUUGAGGGCAAGCUUCAGAAACCGGUAGGUGCUGCUAAGCCAUUGGAUUCUGAGCUGAAGCGUCUGUCGGUGUCGCAUGACAUCACUCAGUUCUUGUCACCCUUGCUCUCACCGCCUCCACCGGCCCAUCCGACCAAGAGGCCCCAGGACGGCGAUGAUGAUGCACCGCCCAAGAAAGUCAAAGGCAAAGGCGAUAAAGGCAAUAAAGGCGGGGGCAAGGGUCGUGCACCUAGGAUUGAAAUACCUGAAGGUUGUUCCGCCAGAGACUCGCAGAACCGGCCAAAUUGUUUUGGGUUCAAUUUGGGCACUUGUAAGGCCAAGCUUAGGAAGCUAGAACUCCUUAAAGUUAAGCUCCUCGCCAAGACCCUGGAAGAAGACGAGCGGAAACUUCAUGCAUCCUUCCCGCCGUGGUUCGAGAAGGUGAUCAAAGGCAAAAGGAUUUGUCUGUGGGAGUCUCUUUUGAGGAAUCAUGGUUUUGACGACAUGGGGGUAGUGGAUCUAAUGAAAAAGGGGGUGCCUCUCGUAGGGACUUCGGAAAAGCCAGAGUGCUUCAAGACAAAGGUGGCUAUGGCUUCCAUGUCUGAAUCAGAACUCCGUGCUACUGCCUCCUUGCGACGCCGUGCAGCCUUGUCGAGACCGAACCGUGCGACCCCUGAGGAAAUUUCUCUUCUUCAGGAGGCCUCUAACUCCGAGGUUGCUGAAAAUUUCAUCGAGGGGCCCUACACUGAAGCACAGGUCGCUCAGAUCUUCGGCCAUUCGGAUUGGGGCGUAAUUCCUAGAUUUGUUCUUGAGCAAGGCCUUGAAAAGAAGGUUCGACCCAUAGAUGAUGGGCACGCUUCCCAGGUCAACGAAGCUUUCACUUCCCUGAUCAAGCUGGAGCUUCAAGGAGCCGACUUUGUUUCAGGCCUAGCUCUGCUGAUUGCCCGGGCUGAAAAGGAACGCUCAGAUCGCCUGGGUGUCCCUGCUAGGCAAUGGCUAGGGCGGACCCUCGACCUUUCGAAAGCGUACAAGCAAUUAGCGGUACUACCGCUGCACCGUGACAUUGCCGUAAUCUGCCAUCCCAAUGAGAAGGGGGAACCACAAUUCUUUGUUGCAAACGCAUUGAUGUUUGGCUUGACUUCGUCGGUGUAUGGAUUCGUGAGGGUGGCCCGAAGCCUGCAUUUCUUGCUGUGCAAAGUGCUGAAGAUCCCCUCAGCAAACUACUUCGACGAUUAUCCUCUCUUCGCUUUGAGAGAGGGUGCCCAGGAACUUGACGGUUUGACUUCGGAAUUCUUGGAACUCUUGGGGUGGCGCUUUGCCCAGACCGGGAUAAAGGGUCAACCGUAUGAAGAAACCUUCACGGUACUCGGAAUGCAGCUGGACGUCAGCCGCCUCCACGAGGGUGUUGCGGUACUAGCCAACAAAGAAGGCCGUGUCAAGCGCAUUGCCGAAAUGCUUGGUAACAUCUUUGACCGAGGUACCCUUGGCAGGCAUGAGGCACAGGUGCUCCUGGGACUUUUAAACUACGCCUCUGGAUUCUUCGCGGGCCGAUCCCUAAAGCCGGCAUGCCACUUCCUGCUAUCCUUGGUUCGUGGGAAACGCCCGACUGCUGCCGAAAUACAGCGCUUCUGCAAAACCACCCAGGCUGUCUUGAGCACCACGCCACCGAGAAUCCUUCGCAUCUUUGACCCGCGACCGCCCAUCCAUGUUUGGACGGACGGUGCUUGGGAAGACCCUUGGGCUGGAAUAGGUGCGGUUGUUCUAGACACGCUAGACGAUAGCGCUAGGGUUUUUGCUGGUUGUGUGCCCACUAAGCUUUUGGAGCGAUGGAAGCUGGAUGUGGGAUCACAGCUUAUAUGCGAAAUCGAACUCUACGCCUUAGUCACUUUGCGUCGUAUGCUCCAAAACAGCCUGUGCAACCGAAGAGUCAUCUUCUGGCUGGACAACGAAGCUGCACGCACAUCAGCAAUCAAAGGUUUGAGCAAGAGCGAAUCCAUGUAUCGCUUAGCCCACUAUCUUGCAGUGAUUGAGGCUGAGGCUCCUUGCGUUGCAUGGUACGAGAGAGUGCCAUCCUUUUCAAACGUGGCCGACCCUCCCUCACGAGGUGAUGGGCAAAGCAUACUCAGCUUGGUAGGCGCCAAGGUUGUAGAAGCUUUCAUCCAUGAUGAGAGUUCUAACCAGAGAUUUCUUCAUCAGGGGUUCGCGUGA